AUGUCUCAAUAUUCGCACAAUCCAUUCCUCACAAAUACACCAAAAUCAUCGCCGAUCAAAGGAGGCAAGAAAACAAUAUCAACACCAGGGAGUAUUGUUACUCCACUUAUCACAGAUAACUCAUCAUCUUUAGAAGAUAAAAUCACCUCUAUCAAUACCAAUAGUAGUAGAAGCAACAGCAACAGCACAAGUUCUCAUAGUAGUCCAAGAAAAAGAAUAUAUAAAAGACCUUCAUCACAAACAUUUGGUACCACAAACCUAUCAAAUUCACUGUUGUCUUCACCAACUAGAAGACCUAAAACUUCAUCUAGUACCAUCACAUAUUCCGAUAGAUUUAUCCCAACAAGAACUGAUAUUGGGCUAAAUUCUAUAAAGUCUAUAGCCAGUACUGUAUCUUUAACAAAAUUCAGUAAUUCUUCAAUUGACCAUGACGAUCAAGUAGUAUUUCAAAAAGAAAGACAAGCACACGAAACCUUCGAUACUAUUUUGAAAAAUGAAAUUUUUGGUGAUCUCUUAUCAAAAGAUAGUACAGAAAGUGGAAUUAACAAAAUCGAAAAUACCAAAACCAAAAUGAUAUAUAAUCAUGGCACUAAUGGUAACAGUAUCAAAAGAAAGGAACCUUCUACUCCAUCUCCAGAGAGACACAGCUCUUAUAUUAAUUUAAGUGAUACACCUAUAAGUGUUUCUAACGGAGUCCUCAUAGAUAAUGACAAUGAUAACAACAGUGACAGUGAUGAUGAUGGUAAUACUACUAAUAAUUCUGGCAAUUUUUAUGGUUAUAAUAGUGGUUCAAACUCAGAGAGAUUAAAUUCUGUACCAAUCACACCGAAAAAGUUGUUCUCUACAGAUAAUAUAUGUAAACCAUUUAGCAAUACAAAUCGAGGUGCUAGUAUUUUUACCUAUCAAGAACGUUCGCCUACUAAGAAGUCUUCUUUUGCAUCCAACUAUAUUAAAUCUUCACAAUUUAUGGAUCACAGAUCUCCAGUAAGGCCUGACUCUAAACAAUUAUUAUUAUCACCAAGUAAAAGUGUAAGAAAAAUUGCUAAAAUACCAUACAGAGUAUUGGAUGCACCAUCAUUAGCUGAUGAUUUUUAUUAUGAUUUAAUUGAUUGGUCUUCUACGGAUCUUUUAGCGGUAGCUUUGAAUAAAUCAAUUUUUUUAACUAACAAUAGCACAGGCGAAGUUAUACAUUUAUGCGACACAGAGGAUGAAUAUACAAGCUUAAGUUGGGUGGGAGCUGGCUCUCAUUUAGCAGUAGGACAGAAUAAUGGACUUAUUGAGAUAUAUGAUGUAACAAAGAAAAAAUGUAUUAGAACUUUAUCUGGCCAUGUAGACAGAGUUGCUUGUCUAUCAUGGAAUAAUUAUGUAUUGACAUCAGGUAGUCGUGAUCGGAAAAUCUUACAUAGAGAUGUUCGUACGGCUGAACCAUAUUUUCAACGUAUUGAAACACACCAACAAGAAGUAUGUGGUCUUAAAUGGAAUAUCAAUGAAAAUAAAUUGGCAUCGGGUGGUAAUGAUAAUAUUGUUAAUGUGUUUGACGGUGUAUCAAAAACUCCUUUUUUGACAUUAACAGAACAUAAAGCCGCUGUAAAAGCCAUGGCUUGGUCACCACAUAAAAGGAGUAUAUUAGCUACAGGUGGUGGUACUGCUGAUCGUCAUUUAAAGAUUUGGAACGUGACUAAUCAGACAAAAAUCAAUGAUGUUGAUACGAAUUCCCAGAUUUGUAACAUGCUAUGGUCUAAGAAUACUGAUGAAAUUAUUACAUCACAUGGCUAUUCUAAAUUCAAUCUUACUGUCUGGGAUUGUCCAACAUUAGAUCCAAUAGCCAUUUUAAAAGGCCACUCAUUUAGAGUCUUACACUUAACCUUAUCGGCGGAUGGUACAACUGUGGUUUCUGGCGCUGGAGAUGAAACAUUACGUUACUGGAAAUUAUUUGAUAAAUUAAAGUUUCAACCACAGAUAGACUCUCCAAUCUUUAGUUCACUAAAUCAGAUUAGAUGA
Molecule: messenger RNA, 2001 nt
Organism: Arxiozyma heterogenica
Lineage: Eukaryota; Fungi; Ascomycota; Saccharomycetes; Saccharomycetales; Saccharomycetaceae
Gene: CDH1
Product: Cdh1p
Exons: 1
Coding region: 1-2001 (666 amino acids)
Biological process (GO): positive regulation of anaphase-promoting complex-dependent catabolic process; positive regulation of ubiquitin protein ligase activity; anaphase-promoting complex-dependent catabolic process
Cellular component (GO): anaphase-promoting complex
Molecular function (GO): protein binding; anaphase-promoting complex binding; ubiquitin ligase activator activity
Source: RefSeq, a predicted model, not a curated record